Molecule: messenger RNA, 1372 nt
Organism: Neoarius graeffei (lesser salmon catfish)
Lineage: Eukaryota; Metazoa; Chordata; Actinopteri; Siluriformes; Ariidae
Gene: popdc3
Product: popeye domain containing 3
Exons: 3
Coding region: 335-1201 (288 amino acids)
Cellular component (GO): sarcolemma
Molecular function (GO): cAMP binding
Source: RefSeq, a predicted model, not a curated record
UCUUUUUCCUUUUUACUGACAUAAUGCAAGCGAUGUGAGCGCAUAUAACGUUUCCCAGUGGUUAUUUUUGGGAACGCAUUUGUGGGAGCGCUCUGCUUAAGCUUACUGUUCCAAAGGGAACAUGACUAAUGUUCUCUCGUGAUCACUCAGAAAUGUCGGUUGUCUUGCGAGUUUAUUUAUCUAUUUAUUUGUUAUGAAUUAACCCUCCCAGUUUGAUCUAUAGGCAAUAAUAGGGACUGGAGUGAUAAUCUGUGCCUGGGACUAGACACCUGCUACUGUGAUUGGCACUGGGUCUGAUUUAUGGAACAUUUUUUGUGAUUUAAAAGGUGGGGUUAUGAUGGAUCCUGUGAUUCCUCUGGAGCAGAAUAACUUCACUUUGAGCGCAGUGCCACUGACACAUCCGCUGUGCACAGAAUGGAAAAGAGACCCAGAAGGAUCAGUGUUUCAUCUCGCGAAUAUCCUCCUGGUACUGGGUUUCAUGGGCGGGAGUGGAUUUUACGGAUUGAUCUACAUGUUUAGUUUGAUGUCGCUUGGCUUUUUGUGCUACUCCUUUUGGGCAUGGUCUAAUCCCUGCACCACGGACUCGUUUUCAUGGGCUUUUGUCCUGUUUGUUAUUUCUGUUGCUCAAGUCGUCUAUAUUGCGUACCGCCUGCGGAGUGUGACUUUUGAGAAGGACUUCCAGGAUCUCUAUGCAUCCAUGUUCAAAAAGUUAGGAGUGUCACUCAGUCACUUCGGCAAGAUCGUCUCUUGUUGUGAGCAGGAAAUCCAUACAAUCGAAAAAGAGCACUACUUUGCAGUCGAGGGGAAAACUCCUAUCGAUAAACUGUCUGUUCUUCUCUCCGGGAGAAUCCGUGUUACAGUGGAUGGAGAAUUUCUGCACUACAUCUACCCUUUCCAGUUCUUGGAUUCACCUGAGUGGGAUUCACUCAAACCGUCGGAGGAGGGGGUUUUCCAGGUAACACUAAAAGCAGACGAUCGCUGCACAUAUGUCGCUUGGAGACGCAAGACUUUAUAUCUGCUCUUUGCCAAACACCGCUAUAUCGCCAAGAUAUUCGCACUGGUGGUGCGCAGUGACAUCGCCGAUAAGCUGUACUCGCUGAACGACAGAGCGCUGGACGCACACGGCUUCCGCUAUGAUCUGCGUUUACCCAGCUUCUGCCAUACGCCACAGGCACAGUUAGAAAAACCACAUAACUGUUAAAAACCACGCCAUGACCCUGAUCUGGAAUGUCCUCUCACUUAUUCAGGAGAAAGUAGGUCUUAAAGAAAUCAAAAGGAAGUCCACGAGAGAGGUGUAUUUCCUUGACCUUUGCACCUUGUUAGUAAUAUAUAUAUUUUUUAAAUCAUCAUAUUCCAUGUUCAGUGCAUCAUU